AUGCAUGUCCAAUUCCCACCCAAGCUCGCUGUCCUCCAGGCUUUCUGGGAUGGAAAGAUAGAUGACACACUAACGGAGUUAGCACCUCACAGCAGUGAUGACAUGCUCUACUGUGAAGCCGAAGCACCCUCCACUGUCGAGAAAGAGAAAACAGCCCAGGAGGACUCAGAAACAGACCUAGAGAUUGAAGAUACAGAGAGGUACUACACCACUGGACAGAGGGAGCUGUACCUGGAGGCCUGCAAACUAAUGGGCGUUGUGCCUGCCUCCUACUUCAUACGCAACAUGGAGGAGCCCUGUAUGAACCUCAACCACCAUGGGCUGGGCCCCAACGGUACCAAGGCCAUUGCUAUAGCCCUGGUGUCCAACACAACCAUCAUCAAGCUGGAGCUGGAAGAUAACUGCAUCACAGAAGAGGGCGUUCUGAGCCUGGUGGAAAUGCUCCAAGAGAACUACUAUCUCCAGGAAUUGAACAUUUCCAACAAUAAGAUCGGCUUGGAAGGGGCUAAGAUCCUCUCAGAUUUCCUCCAGGGAAAUACCUCUUCACUCUCAAAACUGAAGCUUUCAGGCAACAACUUCAAGGAAGAAGCUGCAGCACUCUUAUGCCAAGCCCUGUCGUCCAACUACCGAAUUAGGACCUUGGCUCUCAGUCACAACGAACUCUCUGAUGUAGGAGGAGAAUACCUGGGACAAAUGCUAAGCCUCAAUGUAGGGCUCCAGUCGCUGGAUCUAAGCUGGAAUCACUUCCACACACAGGGAGCUACAGCCUUGUGUAACGGUCUCCGGUCUAACGUGACCCUGAAAGCACUGGAUCUCUCCAUGAAUGGCCUUGGGAAUGAAGGGGCUCUGGCCCUAGGGGAGGUCCUCAAAAUCAACAGCUGCCUAUGCUACUUGGAUGUCAGCAGUAACAACAUCAAUAAUGAAGGAGCCUCUAGGAUCAGCAAGGGCCUGGAACUCAAUGAAACCCUCCAAGUGCUGAAGCUUUUCCUGAACCCUAUGAGUAUGGAAGGAGCAGUUGUACUUAUCCUGUCAAUCAAGAGGAACCCCAAAUCCAGGAUGGAAGAGCUUGACAUUGCUAACGUGCUGGUAACUGAACAGUUCAUUCGAGUCCUGGAUGGGGUGUGUGCCAUCCACCCCCAACUGGAUGUGGUGCACAAGACUGUGCAAGGCUUCUCCACCAAGAAAACCUUCCAGUGGACAAACCCUAUGAGAAUGAUCCAGAGCUAUGCAGAACAGCAGAAAAUCACAGUUUUGGAGUUCUUCAAGAGCUUGAACUCUGCUGGAUCCAUGACAAUGCCUGUGGGCGAGUUCCGGAAAGCUCUGGUACAGCAAAACAAGGUCCCUAUAAACCGUUACCAAGUCAGAGAGUUGAUAAAGAAGCUGGAUGAGAAGAAAGGCAUAGUGGACUUCAGUGGGGGAGGAGCGAUGCAGGUUGUGACUGCUGCAGGAGAGGAGGGGAAAUGCUGA
Molecule: messenger RNA, 1467 nt
Organism: Perognathus longimembris pacificus (Pacific pocket mouse)
Lineage: Eukaryota; Metazoa; Chordata; Mammalia; Rodentia; Heteromyidae
Gene: Lrrc74a
Product: leucine rich repeat containing 74A
Exons: 14
Coding region: 1-1467 (488 amino acids)
Molecular function (GO): protein binding
Source: RefSeq, a predicted model, not a curated record